Messenger RNA from Sitodiplosis mosellana (orange wheat blossom midge), 4288 nucleotides. RefSeq names its product myc protein (gene Myc). The record is from RefSeq and is a predicted model, not a curated record. The coding region runs from base 753 to 2486 and encodes 577 amino acids. Gene Ontology annotation, biological process: regulation of transcription by RNA polymerase II. Gene Ontology annotation, molecular function: RNA polymerase II cis-regulatory region sequence-specific DNA binding; DNA-binding transcription factor activity, RNA polymerase II-specific; protein dimerization activity. The transcript is spliced from 4 exons. NCBI's taxonomy places the organism in Eukaryota, Metazoa, Arthropoda, Insecta, Diptera, Cecidomyiidae.
GUCUCACAAAGUAUUCACAAGUUAGUCGUAAUUCAGGUCGCAACAAAAGGGGCAGUAUCGCGGUAAUCUUUAGUCGAGAGAGUGAGUCCUGUUUUUUCCAUUUUGAUUUGCGAAACAUUCAAAAUCAACUCUUCGCUUCGCCAGUCGACACAGAUUGUGAGCAUUGGUUACACAGUAGAAAAUACCGUAAUAGAUCAAUGCAUUUACCAGAAAAGCAGUUGAUGUCGCCUUUUUUUGUCGAUCGAAUUGCGGUACAAUUGAGAACGGAAAAAAAUCCCAGGAACAUAUGAACCAGUGAAAUUUUGCAGAGCAAGUUUAAAGCAAGUUACAAAAAAAAAGGUGUUGAAAAGUUUAAACACGUAUACAAGACCAAGUUAAAACUGUUGAAAAAAAAAACUAUUGAAUUCCAUGUGUGAGCAAAAAAAAAAAAACAUUUGUUAAAAGUGUUCAAAGCUGAAAAAAAAAACUGAACUGUUACAUUAUUGUGUGUUCGAGACGCAGAUCGAGAGAUACAGCGAAAAAUAUUCGAGACGAAUAAAAAAAUAAUAGUUGAUUGAAGCAAGUUCUCUACAAGAGAGUCAACACAGUUGGAAUAAGGCACAGACCGGUUCAACUUCAGCGAAAAAACUUCAACGACAAGGAAAGCCAACCAAUUGGUAAAGGAGAAAAGAUUGUGUUACAAUCUCACAGCAACAAAAAUAAUAAAUAUUUUAAACUUUGAACAGACCCAUCGUGGUUUUUAAAUCUAUUUUAUGUUGAGCUACAAACGAAUUAGAAAGAUAAGCGAGAUGUUUGACUCAAACAGUAUACAAAUGAAUAUACCCGAUCACACCUCGGUCGCCUUUGAUGCCGACAUGGAUUGGAGCUAUAAUGCAUUGAAUUUCCCAUCGUCGGAAUUCUACACAGAUCAAUUCGAUUUCGGUAUCGAAGAUUUCGAACCAUUGUCACCACAGAGCCAAAUUCGUAAUCAUGAUUGCAUGUGGUCGGGCCGUUGCACAACACAUCCAAACGAAUGCUUAAACAGCCGAAAUAACUGCAAUAAGAAAUUAGUCACACAGAAUCAAGAGACAAAAUCGACACAGCCACAACAGCAGCAAAAACAACAACAGCAACCGCAGCAGCAACAAAACAACACCGCAUCGCUAUUGCAAACACAAAAACUCAAUGUUCAACAGAAGAAGCAACAAAAUAUUCCGGCUGGUCAAUCAUUGCUUCGAUUGAAACAUGUGAAACCGACAGCGAUUCGUGUACCAAAUAUUACAACCAAUGACUUCCUCAACGAUCGUGAUUUCAUUGCACGCCCAGACACUCCAUUGAGCUUAGACGAUGAUCCACCCGAGUUUAAGCAUAACAUUGAUUUGGUUCAAGCAUGCACCGUUGGUUCGAAUAAAAUGAGUUUAAUCGAUGAAUCACCGACCGAAAUUAUAAACAUUUUGAAAGAACACUUGGAGGACACCAGCAGCAAUCGUGCACCAAAAGUCACCGGUUAUAUGUCAAGCAUUGGUGCCGAUUCAGAUGAUUUAAAUGAAAUAAUCAAUGACAUCAAAUGUAUGUCCGACUUUGAAUCGGAGGAUGACGAGGAAGCCGAAGAAAGUGAUGCUACCAACGAUAGUUUUAACGUGAGCAAUACAAUGGUUACGAUACCAACACAAAAUCCAGCAUCGGUUAAAAACACAAUCACAGCCUACGACAUCGCACAAAGCAUGCACAGUGACCACAGCUACACGAGAAGUAAAAGCCGAGUUGAUGUCAUCGGAUUGGGCGUACAGACACCAUCUGAUUCAGAAGAAGAAAUUGACGUUGUCUCCGUUGGUGAUAAGAACCUACCGACAAAUCCAAGUGCUCGUGAUCGUCGUGCAUUGCAAAAUAAAAUCACCUCACGUAUGGUAAAAACAACGACUGGCAUUCAUACGAUAGCACGCAGACGCAUUUCAAAUGGUUCGUCCGAUGAUUCAGCAUACGGUAGUAAAGGUUCACCGGAAAUUGCAUCGCCAAAUGCUGGCUCACCGAUCCGGUUAGUCGUCUCAAAUGGUGCACGAAAACGCGCUAGUCAAGCAGCUGCUGCCUCAAGCCCAAGCCCAAGCCCAAGCGCAAAACGUUCAAAAGUGAGCAAACAACAGAAAAUUUCAAGUCCACCAAAUGGCCGUGUCUCACUUGGUGCUACCGCUGCACGUCGCAAUCACAGUCCAGUAGUCGAAGUAGGCGAAGAAUUGGAAACGAUAGAAAAACGAAAUUUGCACAAUGACAUGGAACGACAGCGUCGUAUUGGUUUGAAAAAUCUAUUCGAAAAUUUGAAAGAUAAAAUUCCAUCGUUGCGCGAAAAGGAGCGUGCACCAAAGGUGAAUAUUUUGCGUGAGGCCACCAAUUUGUGCACGAAACUGACGCAAGAAGAUCGUGAAUACGAGCAACAGCUGAAACGAAGACAUCGACUGCAGCAGAGGUUAAAAUACCUACGUGAACAGCUAGCUGCUCGCGGUAUGUACUGAAGGGAUGCUUCGGUAUUGAAAACGAACUAAAUAUCGAGAGAGAUGAAAAAAAUUUCAGUUUUCUACAUUUUAACUGAACAUGCGAGAAGAGAAGGAGAUCAAACCAGACCAUUAUCAUCAUCAUCCAACAGAGAACCAGUUUUGGAUGAUUUAAAAAAAAAAAAGAAAUUUUACCGAACCAUUUAAAAACAAAACGAAACAAUUUCUUAUCCCCAAUUGAACACACUCUCGACGCUGCCGCCAGUCGGGACACGAAACGAAUUUUGUGAAUAAAGAUAGAGUGAACAUCAGCGAGAACGAGUGAAAAUGACGAGAUUUCAAAUAAUGUUUUGAGUCAACCGAACCAUUGUGCAGAGCACAUUCAGUUGAUGUCGUCGUCUCCCGAAAUAGACCAAUCAUUUGUCAAAUGAAAAACAGCCCCGAAGCCGAUCACCGACCAAAACACAACACGCCCGGUGCGCGCAAAGUGACGGAUGCGAGAACAUUUGCAAGAAAUGAAAAAAUUAACCAACAACCGCAAACGACAAACUAAAACAGCAACGAUCGCAAAAUUCAAUGUUUGUACGCUUUUUAUUAUAUUUAAAAGAAGAAGAAAAUAGAACUUAGGAUAAGAUGAUUUUUGAAAAGUAAAAUAAUAACUAUUAAAACAUUAUAUGCUUUUAAACAAACAAAAAAAUUAUAUGAUACAUUGAAACAUUUAUGCAUCAAACACAAUAUUAUAUCACAUUAAAUACAUUAUGACAUUCAAGUAAUAUAAUAUCGAUAUUGCAAAUGAUGUGUGAACACAGCAAACAAAAAAAAAAUGAAUUAACCACGGCGAUAUAACGCCAACUUGGAUAAAACAAAACAUUGAGAAAAAAAAACAAUUAUUAUAUUUGAAAAAUAUAUAUCGAUAUUUUGUUAGGAGUUUUUUUUUUCUUCAAAUUGCAGCUUAAUGGAUGAAGCCAAGAACCUUCAUCAAAAUCAGGAUGAGUAAUAAUGAUGAAGAGCAUUUGAAUAGGCAUAUAAUAAUGUAAUUAAAAUGAGCAAGAAAAACAAUUUAAAAACAUCUAGAUAAUUAAACUUGAUAUAAACCUAUAACAUUUGAAUAUUACUAUGAAUAACUACUAUGCAAAUGGGAAAACAAAACUGUUUUCUUAACCUAUUGAAAGAGAAGAGCUUUUGCUAUAAGAAUAACAUUGAAGUUUGAAUUGAAAAGCAUUUUUUUUUUCUUAAAUGAUAAUGGAUAAUUAUUAGUGAAGGAAAAACGUAGCUAAGCAGAGAGAGAGUGUGUGUUUGAUUAGAACAUAAAACAAGAAUAUUCUAUUAUAAAACAAGUUUUGAAUAAAAAAAAUCCUAUGAAAAUGUAUCUAAUGAGAGGGAAAAAAAAACAAUAACAACGUAGGUUUAGACACCGAACACAAUUUAAGCAUAUUUUGAAUAUAAUACGAUUGGAUUUGCCAUAUAGCAAACCAAAUCUAUAAGCAUUGUUACGCUGCGUUCUCGAUUCAAAGAGAAUUGAAUUCAAUGUUCUGUUUUCGACGACGCUUGCGAUUCGAGACAACGCAGCCAAAGUAAGCAAACAAACAAGCAUUGGCAAAAUACACACACAUAAUAUAUAUUACAAUUACCUAUUAUAUCUUAAUUUGUUUUUAUUAUUUUUUAUGUAGAUCAUAGAUUCUUGUUGAAUAAACUACGAAAUGAAAUAUCGAUAGUUAUUUUCCGUCAAAGGGAAAACAAAAUAAAUUCUAAUGAAUGAAAUGAAAGAAGAAGAAAAAAAAUGACCGAAAUAGUUCAACGACAAGAAACAAAUUCAAAACAAA